AUGGGGUGGAACUCUUUCUACCCUUCGGGUUGUGAGGCUAACGUAAAUCGUAAGGAUCUGUUGUGGCAUGCAGACUUAAUGGAUCAGAAGGGAUUCAUUAAAGCAGGAUACAAAACGUUUAUAGUUGAAUGUGGAUGGGAAAGAGAUCUAAAGAUAAAGGAGGAUUACAAGAUAGAAUGGAGACCUUGGAAAAAAGCCUACUAUAGCCUACAAAGGCCAGAUAAUUCUGAUACUCUUGCUGCAAAUUUGAACCCAAAAGGACUGAGUCUUGGUGUUGGCACAUGGGGAGGGACACAAAUAUGCCCCAGAACCAAAGAUGAGGGAUCUGGUGUAAAGCCUUUGAGAAAUGCUGAUGAUUAUUUAACCUAUUUGGUGAAUGUUCGUCGUGUUGCCUAUCUUUCACACAGACCUUGUGACUGGGCAUCACCAGGAAGAUUGCAAAACAUUGACCAGGCCACAGAAUUGAAUGGACGCUAUAUUGAAAUGGAAAACAUAAUAAGCCGUCAUGCUUUCCAGAAUAAAAUGUUUUAUGCCACUGGACAGUGGGGUGCUUCACCACAAGCCAGCAAGACUGAAGUCAACAGUCAGAGAAUAGCAGAUGAUAAUGUUGACAGCUGGAAUUCUUUCAUCAGGACAAUCAAUGCACUUUACCCAUAUUCCCUACAGAAUCAGGGCCCAUACAAUGACCUUGGAUGGCUCCAAGUGGGUGAUAAUAAACUAUCAAUGGUUGAGAAGAUAACUCAAUUUUCAUUUUGGGCAGCGGCAAAAUCUCCCCUCAUAUUCUCAAGCGACAUCUCCCGUCUUGGACAAGCUGAAAUUGAUAAUUUGCAAAAUCCAGGGGCAAUUGCUAUAAAUCAAGAUGAUCUAGGCCAAACCAUAACCUUAAAACACCGAUAUCCUGCUGAUAUGGAUGUAUGGAGUGGGCCUUUGAAGGAUGGAAACACAGUUGCAGGGGUAAUAAAUGAAGUUUAUACCAGCAAAGUUGAGGCGCAUGGAAGCUUGUUCCUAAAGCUAACUGAAACUAAGCCAGCUCCUGAAAAGAAAUUCAUAACCUUCCCAGCUGAACAAGCUGAGAUGAUUGGUUCAGCACAAAUAAGAUCAACCUCCCGUGGGGUUAAAGUGGUAUCAAAUCUCCAGGCUGAUGGGAAAAGUGCAUUGCGCUGGAAUAAUGUUCCUGGAUCAAAAAGUGGUUGGACUCUAGUCAAAUUGGCUUACAUCAAUGCUGAGCUAUCACCAGGAAAUAUGGAUGAUUCAAAAUUGAACUUCAAGCACACUUCCAUUGUUAUAAACGGGAACAAUGAAAGCCCAUUUUAUGCUGAUAUGCCUAUCACUGGACUGACCUGGGAUGAUAUGGCCGAAGGAUUUCUUGUGUCACUUCCACUAAAACCUGGGAAUGACAACACCAUCCUUAUUCGGGGAGAAGCUGGGCAACCUGCACCCGACUUUCAUUUGUUAUCAGUAGAGCAAACAGAAUAA
Puccinia graminis f. sp. tritici CRL 75-36-700-3 is the source of this 1476-nucleotide messenger RNA. RefSeq lists its product as uncharacterized. The transcript has 13 exons. Gene Ontology annotation, molecular function: hydrolase activity, hydrolyzing O-glycosyl compounds. Gene Ontology annotation, biological process: carbohydrate metabolic process. The record is from RefSeq and is a predicted model, not a curated record. NCBI's taxonomy places the organism in Eukaryota, Fungi, Basidiomycota, Pucciniomycetes, Pucciniales, Pucciniaceae. Bases 1 to 1476 code for a protein of 491 amino acids.